CACGCCAUGGCCGCAAUGAAUGCCAUUGCACCCUCCUCUCGCUAGCUACUCUCCGCAAUAACUCCACCCAUUCAAUACGCGCACCAGCCACCGUUCUCCUCCGGCCCCUUCCUCUCCUCCGUCUCCAUCCAUCCUCUCGUCCCCUUCCCCUUCCUCUUCUUCUCCGAUCCAUCUCUCCCGACACCUCCUGCCAGCUUCGUCGAGCUCGCAGUGGAUCGACAGAGGAAGAAGCGUCUGCGUAGCUGGCUGGUCCUCUUACUCCGUGGCGGGGGCAGAGGCAGACAGAUCUGAGCUCGGGUAUCGAUCCAUCGAUCGAGUGCAAGCGAGCUUCGAUCUGCCGAGGUUUUGCAUGGUGCGAGCGGGUUUCUAGCUAGCUAGGGUUUCAUCUUUGUCGGCGAAAGGAGGAGGUCAGGCAUAGCUUAUUCCCGGAGGGAUGAUGGUCCCCGGGCGCAACAUGAUCGGCCGGAGCAACGGCGCCGGCGUCGCAUACGCUUCCUCCUCCUCCUCCGCGCUCUCCCUCGGCCAGAACUUGAUGGAUGGGGUGCACCACCACCAGCUCCCAGCAAUGCUGCAGCAUCAGUUGAUGGAUCACCAUCUUCUUCUUCCCCAGCACCAGCACCAUCAGCAGCAGGCGACUAGCGAGAGCGACGCCCGUGGCCCUCACGGUGGCGGCAACAACAACAGCAGCAUCAACAACGAGGAGCUGGAGAUGAGCAAGUCAGGUACUGGCAGUGACAACAAUCUCGACGGAGGAGGCGACGGUGGCGCCGGGGAGGAAGAUGAGCAGGAGGACCCGGCCGGGCAGCACCCCCGCAAGAAAAAGCGUUACCACCGUCACACGCAGCACCAGAUCCAGGAGCUUGAGGCCUUCUUCAAGGAGUGCCCCCACCCCGACGACAAGCAGCGCAAAGAGCUCAGCCGCAGCCUCAACCUCGAGCCCCUCCAGGUCAAGUUCUGGUUCCAGAACAAGCGCACCCAGAUCAAGACUCAGCACGAGAGGCAGGAGAACACCGCGCUGAGGUCCGAGAACGACAAGCUGAGGGCGGAGAACAUGAGGUACAAGGAGGCGCUGGCCAACGCGUCGUGCCCAAACUGCGGCGGCCCGGCGGCCAUCGGGGAGAUGUCCUUCGACGAGCACCACCUGCGCAUCGAGAACGCGCGCCUCCGCGACGAGAUCGACAGGAUCUCCGCCAUCGCCGCCAAGUACGUCGGCGGAAAGCCCGUUGUUGGCGCGGUCUCCUCGGCCGCCUACCCGCCGCUACCGCCGCAGUCGUCCGGCCGCUCGGCGCUCGAGCACCACCUGGGAGGCAUGUUCGCCGGCGCCGAGUUCGACAAGCCGAUGGUGAUCGAGCUGGCCGUGGCCGCCAUGGAGGAGCUCGUCCGGAUGGCGCAGCUGUGCGAGCCGCUCUGGAUCCCGUCCAUCGACGGCGAGGCGCUCAACGAAGAGGAGUACGCGCGCGCCUUCCCGCGUGGCGCGCUGGGCCCUAAGUCACCGGAGCUCAGGUCGGAGGCGUCGCGGGAAACGGACGUGGUGAUCAUGAACCACAUCAGCCUCGUUGAGAUGCUCAUGGACGUGCGCCAGUGGUCUGCCCUCUUCUCCAGCAUUGUGUCCCGCGCGGCCACGCUCGACGUGCUCUCCACUGGCGUCGCCGGCAACCACGAUGGCGCGCUUCAGCUCAUGUCCGCCGAGUUCCAGAUGCCGUCGCCGCUGGUGCCGACGCGGGACACCCAGUUCCUUCGCUACUGCAAGCAGCAUCCGGGCGGCGCGUGGGCCGUGGUCGACGUCUCUCUCGACGGCCUCCGUUCUGCCGCAGCGCGCGGCCACUUCCGCCGCCGCGCAUCCGGGUGCCUCAUCCAGGAGAUGCCCAACGGGUACUCCAAGGUGACAUGGGUGGAGCACGUCGAGGCCGGCGAUGACGCCAUGGUGCACGACCUGUACAAGCCCCUGGUGAACUCCGGGCUGGCAUUCGGGGCGCGGCGAUGGACGUUGACUCUGAAGCGGCAGUGCGAGCGGCUGGCGAGCGCCAUGGCCACCGUACCGGCCUCCGGCGGCGACGUGAUCACGACAGCGGAAGGGCGGAGGAGCAUGCUAAAGCUUGCAGAGCGGAUGACAGCGAGCUUCUGCGGCGGGGUGACCGCGUCAACGACACACCAGUGGACGACGCUCUCCGGCAGCGGCGCGGAGGACGUGCGCGUGAUGACCCGCAAGAGCGUCGACGACCCCGGCCGCCCGCCGGGGAUCAUCCUGAACGCCGCCACCUCUUUCUGGCUCCCCGUCCCUCCCUCCCGCGUCUUCGGCUUCCUCCGCGACGACUCCACCCGCAGCGAAUGGGACAUCCUCUCCAACGGCGGCGUCGUCCAGGAGAUGGCCCACAUCGCCAACGGCAGCCACCACGGCAACGCGGUCUCCCUCCUCCGCGUCAACAACGCGAACUCGAACCAGAGCAACAUGCUGAUCCUGCAGGAGUGCUGCACGGACACAACGGGGUCGUACGUGGUGUACGCGCCGGUGGACGUGGUGGCCAUGAACGUGGUGCUCAACGGCGGGGACCCGGACUACGUGGCGCUGCUGCCAUCAGGGUUUGCCAUCCUGCCCGACGGACCGGCUGGCGCGCCGGACGCCGGCGGGUCGCUCCUCACCGUGGCGUUCCAGAUCCUCGUCGACUCCGUGCCCACCGCCAAGCUCUCGCUGGGAUCCGUCGCCACCGUCAACAGCCUCAUCGCCUGCACCGUCGAGCGCAUCAAGGCCGCCGUCGUCGUCAGCGCCGGGGACAACGCCGCCGCACCCUGCGCCACCCGGUGACCGCAUCGAUCCAUCCGUCGUGCUCAACGGAGAUUAAGGGAGGGAUCAAGAGCGGACCCGGAGAUUUAAUUAGCGAUGUGGGAAGUCAAGAACGCACCGCAGACUGUCCUUGCCAAGUGUUGUUUGCAUUGCAUAAGCUUCAGCUUAUCAUCCCCUUUCCUCUUCCCAGCAUAAUCCAAUCACCACCACCACCACAAGCAAACACAACACAAUCAGCAAGAAGGGAUCAAACCACAGAGGAACACAACUUAGGUCCUACGAUCAUGGCUGCAUACAUGUGCACGCAUUAACAUGUCAUAGGCUCUGAGUUGUGUUGCUUAAUUAACUAGUUUCAAUUCAUCAACAUAUUUACUACAUGUUUGUGUUUGCUUCGUAGUAGACUUAGCAUGCAUCCUUCUCUCAAUUAGAUCAUCAUGUCAUGAAAAUUCAGAAGCAAGCAGGCAACAACACUCUGCAAGGGCGGUUGGUUCGGGUAUUGACUUCUCUUUUAGUUUUCUCUCUCUGGGUUGCCAUUCCCUCUCUAGGAUGAUCAUUCAGGAUCUAGAUUUUCAGUUUGGUGAAUUUCGUUGUCAUCUGUUUUGUUAUGCUGUGCUCUCUCCAUCUCUGUGUGGAGGGGGUGUCUCUUUAAAUUAGACUUUCGUAACUUGUAUGUUAUGUUUGCAACAAUAUAAUUUGGAUUCUUUUUUUGCAUU
This is a messenger RNA of Lolium perenne, 3495 nucleotides long. Its product is annotated as homeobox-leucine zipper protein ROC7. The record is from RefSeq and is a predicted model, not a curated record. Gene Ontology annotation, molecular function: DNA binding; lipid binding; DNA-binding transcription factor activity, RNA polymerase II-specific. Lineage: Eukaryota; Viridiplantae; Streptophyta; Magnoliopsida; Poales; Poaceae. Gene Ontology annotation, biological process: regulation of DNA-templated transcription.